Messenger RNA from Propithecus coquereli (Coquerel's sifaka), 2172 nucleotides. RefSeq names its product alpha-2-macroglobulin-like. Gene Ontology annotation, cellular component: extracellular region. The record is from RefSeq and is a predicted model, not a curated record. Gene Ontology annotation, molecular function: endopeptidase inhibitor activity. NCBI's taxonomy places the organism in Eukaryota, Metazoa, Chordata, Mammalia, Primates, Indriidae.
AUGGCUUACCCAAUGAUGGGGAGAGAACACUUUCCAACUUUGCAAGUGAAGGAGAUGGUCCUGAAGUACUUCCCUGAGACCUGGAUCUGGGACUUGGUGGAACUUGACCCAUCAGGUGGAAGCGAGUUGGCAAUGAAGGUCCCUGACACCAUCACGGAGUGGAAGGCCAGCACACUCUACUUGUCUGGAACUGCAGGGCUUCGCCUCUCCCCUGUCGUCUCUCCUGUAGCCUUCCAGCCCUUCUUCCUAGAACUCACCCUCCCCUAUUCCGUGGGGGAGGGAGCCUUCACACUCAAAGCCACUGUGUUCAACUACUUGUCCCAAUGCAUUCGGGUCAGUGUGCAGCUGGAGGUCUCUUCUGCUUUCCUGGCCGUCCCAGUAGAGAAGAAUGAAGAAUCUCACUGUGUCUGUGGUAAUGGGAAGAAAACCUUGUCCUGGGCUGUGACCCCAAAGUCACAGGGAAAUGUGAAUUUCACAGCUACUGCAGAAGCUGUACAGUCUCAGGAAUUGUGUGACAAUAAAGUGCCUGAAGUCCCAACGCUUGGACAGAAGGAUACUAUAGUCAAGCCCUUACUAGUUGAGCCUGAAGGAAUAGAAAAGGAGGAAAUUUUCAACACACUGCUCUGUGCAUCAGAUACCGGAGUGACCGCAAAGUUGUCAUUGACUGUUCCUUCAAAUGUGGUUGAAGAAUCUACCAGGGCAAUAUAUUCAGUUUUGGGAGAUAUACUAGGCUCUGUAGUGCAAAACCUUCAGAAUCUUCUCCGGAUGCCCUAUGGUUGUGGAGAGUAGAAUAUGGCUUUUGUCCCUAACAUCUGUGUUCUAAACUAUCUGAAUGAGACCCGACAGCUGACAGAGAAGACCAAGGCCAAAGCCAUCAGCUACCUCAUCAGUGGGUACCAAAGGCAGUUGAAUUACAAGCACAGCGAUGGUUCAUAUAGCACCUUUGGAGAUCAUGGUGAUAGAAGUCAGGGAAACACUUGGCUCACUGCAUUUGUGCGCAAGUCCUUUGCGCAAGCCCGAUGGUACAUCUUUGUGGAAAACUCACACAUCCUGAAUGCCCUCACCUGGCUGUUAGAGAAACAAAAGAAAAAUGGUUGUUUCCAGCGUUCUGGAUCACCCCUAAACAAUGCCAUGAAGGACAGGGUGGACAACGAGGUGACACUCCCCGCCUACAUCACCAUUGCUCUGCUGGAGAUGCCACUGCCUGUCACUCACCCAGUUUUCCGAAAUGCUCUAUUCUGCCUGGAAAAGGCCUGGAGCUUCACCUCCAAGGCCCAUGGAAGUCUUGUCUAUACCAAGGCAUUAUUGGCCUAUGCCUUUGCCCUAGCAGGAAACCAGAUCAAGAGAAGAGAGCUGCUGGAAUCACUAGACAGAGAGGCUGUGAAAGAAGAGGAUUCAAUCCACUGGCAACGUCCUGGGAAACUUCAAGAAGCUAAGACACUUUAUCACCAACCCCGGGCUCCUUCUGCAGAAGUGGAGAUGACAUCUUACGUGCUCCUUGCCUAUCUUACUGUCCAGCCUGCUCCAUCUUCAGAGGACCUGUCUGUGGCAUCACGUAUUGUGAAGUGGAUUACCAAGCAGCAAAACCCCCAUGGGGGCUUCUCCUCCACUCAGGAUACAGUGGUAGCUCUUCAAGCCCUCUCCAAAUAUAGAGCAGCAACUUUUACUAAAAGUGAGAAAGCAGCUUUGGUCACCGUCAAAUCUGCAGACACUUUCUCUAAAGAAUUCCAAGUAGACGAUGCCAACCGCCUCCUGCUACAGGAGGUCCGGUUGCCAGAGAUUCCAGGGGAGUACAGCACCACCGUGUCAGGGUCAGGGUGUGUGUAUCUCCAGACAUCCCUGAGAUAUAACAUACUUCCUAAGAAAGAAGGGAAAGCACCCUUCGCUCUACAGGUUGAUACUGUCCCCAAGAACUGUGAUGAAGUAGAUGCUCACAGAAAAUUCCAGAUUCACAUCAACAUUAGUUAUACUGCGGACCGACCCAGCUCCAACAUGGUCAUUAUUGACGUGAAGAUGGUAUCAGGCUUCAUACCUGUGAAACCAUCAGUAAAAGAGAAUCUGAACAAAGAAAUGCUUGAAAACAGAAACUAUGGACCUCAUCAGAUGAACUUCUCUAAAGAUGAAGAACAAAGACUUAGGAUAGAAGGAGAGAAGAGAAUUGGAAAUAUAUAA